Molecule: messenger RNA, 4288 nt
Organism: Gambusia affinis (western mosquitofish)
Lineage: Eukaryota; Metazoa; Chordata; Actinopteri; Cyprinodontiformes; Poeciliidae
Product: glutamine-rich protein 2
Exons: 22
Coding region: 283-4215 (1310 amino acids)
Source: RefSeq, a predicted model, not a curated record
UCGUGGUUUGACAUGUGAAGUUUAUUCUGAAAGGUUUGUGACGAGUUUCCGCUGAAUGCUGUUAGCUUUGCAUGCGGAUCUUCUUAUCAGUUUAACGGAUCCAGGUUGGAUCAAAGUUCCGAGAUUUUCCCAUAGACGGAGUCCAGAACCGGACCAGAACUACUUCUACGGACCAGAACCGGCCCGUGUUCAGGUCCCAAAGCCCGGGGAGGCUGAAGUCUCCUCGCCGCCGAUGCUAGCGUUUCUUUAACCGUCCAGCCGUUAGGUUCCGUUGGUCCAAACAUGGAGAAGAACAUCAGCCUGUUCGAUCUGCUCAAUCUGUCCAUCGGUUCCCCUCACAAAAGUUCGGUGAACUUCGGCGCCCUUCACGCGCUGCUGCUGGAGAUGCUGAAGCUACUGGACCUGCGGGAGGCCACGACCCUCUUUAAGUUCAGCCCUCCCGGGGACCGAGUGCCCGACGCCCCGCUGGGUGCUCCGGUGAAGGUUCCGACCCACCCCUCCGUGUCGGACCAGCUGGUUCCGCCCGGUUCCGACCUACAGAAACUGACAGAGUCGGUCUCUGUUCUGGAUGGAACCGGAGGGGACGACUUCCGAACCUCCGGGGACGGAGUGUCACAGGCCUUGAAUCUCAUCGAGGAGCUGCAGAGGAACAGAGACGAUAUGAAGCAGAAGACGGAGCACCUGCAGUUCAAGGCCUCGAACAUCAUUGAAGACCUGCAGAGGAACAGCGCAAAUCUGAGGGAGAAGGCAGAGGAGCUGCAGCACAAGGCCUUGAAGGUCAUCGAGCAGCUGCAGGGCAGCAAAGGUCUGAAGGAGAAGACCGAUCACGGGCAGCACAAGGCUACAGCGGAGGAGAUGGAGAUACAGGUGGGUCUGGAGAACUGCUGCCAACGUCUGGACGUCCUGGACAAGGCAGUGGAGUCCAUUCAGGAACUCUUCCAGAUGUAUCCGGACCCAGAGGAGCUCAACCAGUGUGUGACCUGGGUCCAGUUGGUUCAGAGGGACAUGGAGGUUGAGAAGGACCUGGAGACUUCAGAGGUUCUGGACUGGCCCGGUUUGAUAGAACAGACAGGACCUGAGCCCUCAGCGCUGUACUCCGCUGGCCCUGCGCUGACAUCUGGCACUUCUGCGCCAGCCUCUGGUGUACCAGUUUCAUCCCCAGGUGCCUCUGCACCAUCCUCCCAUCCCGCAGCACCGUUUUCCGGUGACUCUGCAGUAUCUUCUGGUACCACUGCGCCGUCCUCCGGAACAACUGUGCUGUCAACCAGUGUCUCUGCGCCACCCUCAGGUUCCUCUUCACCAUCCUCUGGUGUCUCAGUGCCGUUGUCUGGUGGUCCCCUUCACCCAGAGAGCUCCCCCCUGUCUGCUGCUCCACCUUUUCCAAGCAUCUCUGCUGAGGAUCGGUCCUUGGAAGCAGCAGCAGACUCCACUCAAGCCUCCUCUGAUGGGUCUGAAGGCAGAACAAUCGCUGGGGGCCAGGGCAGCGCCACAGAACCACAACCUGUGACCUCAUCUGUCCUUUCAGGCUCCACCCCAGAGACUGUACCACAACUUGGAGCCCAACUGGAAAUCCAACCUGGAGCCCAACCUGGAAUCCAUCCUGGAGCCCAACCUGGAGCCCAACCUGGAGCCCAACCUGGAGCCCAACCUGGAGCCCAUCCUGGAGCCCAUCCUGGAGCCCAACCUGGAGCCCAUCCUGGAGCCCAACCUGGAGCCCAUCCUGGAGCCCAUCCUGGAACCCAUCCUGGAGCCCAACCUGGAGCCCAACCUGGAGCCCAUCCUGGAGCCCAACCUGGAGCCCAUCCUGGAGCCCAAACUGGAAUCCCACCUGGAGCCCAACCUGGAGCCCAACCUGGAGCCCAUCCUGGAGCCCAUCCUGGAGCCCAACCUGGAGCCCAUCCUGGAGCCCAACCUGGAGCCCAUCCUGGAGCCCAAACUGGAAUCCCACCUGGAGCCCAACCUGGAGCCCAACCUGGAGCCCAUCCUGGAGCCCAACCUGGAGCCCAUCCUGGAGCCCAUCCUGGAGCCCAACCUGGAAUCCAUCCUGGAGCCCAACCUGGAGCCCAUCCUGGAGCCCAACCUGGAGCCCAACCUGGAGCCCAUCCUGGAGCCCAAACUGGAAUCCAUCCUGGAGCCCAAACUGGAAUCCAACCUGGAGCCCAUCCUGGAGCCCAACCUGCUAAGGUGACUUCCAGCGUCACUCCUGCGCCUUCUGCAGGGAUCCGUGGAGAUCUGAAGAGACCUUCAGAAACGCCUGCUGUUCGGCACCAGUGUUUGCAGAUGGAGGAGUUUUUGAAGAACAUCAGGAAGUUACAGGAGAGGGUCGCCCAGCUAGAGGCCCACACAAGGAUUCUGGAGGAGAAGAAGGUGGACUGGGCCGGGUUGGCCCAGUUUAUCAGCUCCAGAGGUGAUGUCAGAGAUUCUCCAGAAGUCCCUGGCAGCACGGCGGGUCAGGUGGAGAACCUGAAGACCGAAGACAAGAAGCCGGAGCAUCUGGAGGACGUGUCAGGUAACCUUGUGAGCCGGGAGACGGGCAUCAGCGCAGCGGCAGUGGCAGCAGCAGCGGCAGCAGCAGCGGCACAUCGUCCUGAUCCAAGGAUUAAAGAUCUCACUCAGCAGGUGUCUGACCUCAGGUCUUCCCUGGUCCAGGUGGAGCAGGAGGUGGAGCUCCUGAAGGAGAAGCAGGCUCAGAGUGAGGAGAGAGCUGCUGAACAUCUGCAAGACCAGCUGAACGACCUGCGGGGGACGUUGGAGGACACCAUUGUGUCUCUGACGUCCCAGCUGUCCAGCAGCCUCCAGCAGGAGGUGGAGCAGGAGACGGAGAAGACAGAGGAGGCGGAGGAGGCGGGAGAGGAGGAGGAAGAGGAGGAGGAAGAGGCAUUCAGCAGCUCGGUGGAGGUGGGCCGGAAGCUCAGCCUGCUGUUCCAGAACUAUGAGCAGCUGGAAGACACGGUCAACCUGCUGGUCCAGCAGCAGCAGCAGGGCGCAGCUAGGGACGGCCUGGACGAGGACCGAGACAUGGGCAGGAGCCUGGACCUGGUGUACGACGUCCAGAGGGCCAUCCAGGAACUGCAGGCCGAGUGCGAGCGCCUGCAGGAGGCAACCAGGAGUCUGCAUGAGGACAACCAGCAGAAACAGGGACACAUCGAGGAGCUCUACAAGACGGCAGAGGAGCUGCAGGUGAAAAAGGCCGACAAGCUGAUGGUGGAGAGCGAGAUUAAAGCGGACAAGCUGGCCCUGGACAGCAAAGUGAGCCGUCUUCAGUUCGACGCGGCGACGGAGCAGCUGACCUCCAUGUUCCAUGAGCUGCUCAACAAGAUGACGGGUCAGGAGCAUGACUGGCACCAGCUGGUGGAGAAGCUGUCCACCGACAUGGAGCUCAAGCUGAACCGAAUGGAGUUGGACUCGGUGAAGCUGCAGCUGGAGGAGCGCUGGCGCAGCAUCCUGAAGAAGCUGCAGACGCAGAGCGCGCCACUGGAGGACGACGCCGCCGGCAUCAGGAAGAAGCUGCUGGAGCGGUUCCACUGCCUGUCCUGUGACCGCGUCAUCGUGAAGCAGACCCCCGGCCCCAUCGUGCCAACGCUGCCGACGUUCCCUCCUUUCCCCCUGCCGAAGUCCGCCCGGCCCUGGACCAUGGAGCAGAUCCGUCAGCACUACCGCAGUCUGACGCCCGGAACCAGCCAGCGCCGGGUCCAGCUGCAGAAGAACCACGCUGACAUGCUGCGGCAGUUAAACAGCAUCGAGCGCCAACGCCGCCUCCGCCAGCGCCCCAACCAGGUCGCCGAGUCGCCAGCCCGACCGGCCGGUGUGUCGCACACCAGCACGUCUGCGAGUCAGCGCCGCAGCGGCCCGCAGCACCACCGACUGUCGAUCCGGGCCGAGGACCUGAUGCAGGAAGCAGACAUCAUUGGACGAGACGGACGGAUCUACAAAGGACGCUUCAGCAUCGGCCAGCUGAAGAGCCCAGAAACCAAGCUGCCCGACAUCGUCUCCAAAGACGGUAAACUGAAGGGGAAGACCAGGAGCAUUCCCAAAGCCCCCGCUGCGUCUCCGGAGGCGGAGCUGAGCCCUCUGGCCACGCCCCCGUCUCUCAGCACCAAAAGCCUGCAGCCGAGCCGACCAGCCUCCAGCGGUUCUAGUCCGGACUGGGCCGUGUCGCCUCUGGGCUCCGUCAGUCCACUGUCAGCGGCAGAGAGCGAGCCGCUCGGCCUGUAGGGGGCGGCGCUGAGCCGAAGCGCUGCUACUAUUAUUUUCAGAUCAGUUCAGGAAUAAAGCUCACUGAACACGU